This is a messenger RNA of Arvicanthis niloticus (Nile rat), 501 nucleotides long. It is a transcript of the gene Cmtm2, whose product is annotated as CKLF like MARVEL transmembrane domain containing 2. Gene Ontology annotation, cellular component: membrane. The record is from RefSeq and is a predicted model, not a curated record. NCBI's taxonomy places the organism in Eukaryota, Metazoa, Chordata, Mammalia, Rodentia, Muridae.
AUGGCAGUAAGGUUUCCUUAUCGUCCCAGAGGAGCAGCCAAAGAGGACACAACCCCCAAAAAAGGGUUUCGACGCUAUCUGUACGAACUGAGAGAGAGCAAUAAAGAAUUCUGGAUUAUGGGACAUGCCCCGUCAAAGCUUGUGACUUUGGCCUGCAUGAUCCUUGCACUAGACUACUUUGAACAAAUGCGUUCACAUCCCAUCCUGACCCUGGUCCUAUGUAUGGAAACGGCAAUCUACAUAUUCUUCAUCUUCCUUUACACCCUCGCCAUCAACCGAUACAUUCCCUUCAUCUUCUGGCCUAUGACGGAUAUGUUCAACAGCCUGUUCUCCUGUGUGUUCCUUGGAGGCGGCAUAUACUUUGCUCUUAAGGCUAGAAGAACAUUGCCGAAGCCCUACUUAACUGCUAUGAUCCUCAUGGGAAUUGCUGCACUCUCUUGUUUUAUCGACUUUUUUCUUCAAAUUAGACACUUUGCAGGCCUUAAGCUGAGGAGGUGGUAA